Abrus precatorius (Indian licorice) is the source of this 1003-nucleotide messenger RNA. RefSeq lists its product as uncharacterized. The transcript has 5 exons. Bases 133 to 933 code for a protein of 266 amino acids. The record is from RefSeq and is a predicted model, not a curated record. NCBI's taxonomy places the organism in Eukaryota, Viridiplantae, Streptophyta, Magnoliopsida, Fabales, Fabaceae.
CUGACCAGUGGCAACCACAGACAAAAAUAAAGCCAUAUUAACUGAAUAUAGAGCUUAGUAUUUUUGUGGCUGACACAUACAUAACCAUCCACCAAGACGCUAACACUAUCUUUGUUACUUCUCCUAUAUACCAUGAAACUGUCAGAGACAUUGGUGCGGAGACCCUUCUCAACAACAUCACCAGCCUCACUCCGCACCAAAAAUUCUAUCUUGGCCUCAAAUGGAAAAAGGGUCUCUCUGUUGGGCUACCAAAAUCUUAGAUUCCCAAAUUGUGCAUGCACCAACUCUGGACCUGCUGUUUCUUCUUCUGCGCCUAAUCCUUCAAUGCCACCACAUGUUGCUGCUAAUUCUAGUUUUGAUUCUGCUGUCACUCACCACUUGCAAGGGAAGCUGGAAGCCGUAGAGGAGGGAAUUGAAAAGGUGAUUUAUAGAUGCCGGUUUAUGACUAUUAUGGGAGUAUUUGGAUCUUUAAUCGGAUCAUUUCUGUGUUUUAUCAAGGGCUGCACAUUUGUUGCAGAGUCUUUUUUGCAGUACUUUGUAAACCGGAGUAAAGUAAUCCAAAUGCUGAUAGAAGCUAUUGAUCUCUAUCUUUUAGGAACUGUGAUGCUGGUCUUUGGAAUGGGUCUCUAUGAGCUCUUUGUCAGUAAUCUUGGUAGUGGAAGCUCUCUGCCAGAUCAAAAGCCUUCUGACAGAUCAAGUCUCUUUGGUUUAUUCCCUCUAAAGGAGCGACCAAAAUGGCUGGACAUAAAAACUGUGAAUGAACUGAAAACCAAACUUGGUCACGUCAUAGUAAUGUUGCUUCUGAUUGGGUUGUUUGACAAAAGUAAGAAGGCUACAAUACAAUCUCCCGUGGAUUUGCUAUGCUUCUGUGCUUCGGUCCUUCUUUCUUCUAGUUGCCUCUUUUUGCUGUCUAAGCUCAAUGAGGCAAAGUGAUGUUCACAUUCAUGUAAUGUAAGGAUAUGAAGUUAUAUAUAUAUACACGCACCCAAAAAGUAUAUGUCUU